GAAAUCUCUGGUCUCUCGACGCGAGACCAAUAUCUUUUCAAUUCUCUCUUCGUUUCUCUGCGUUUCCCAACGUUUUGGGCUCGCUCUCCUCUCUCUCUCUCUCUCUAAAAAGAUGGCCAUUUCUGUGACGGCGGCUACAAUUCACUCGCUGAGUUGGGACCACACCAAGUGUAUGUCAUCAUCGUCUUCAUCUAAGCUUUUGAACUUGUCAACUCUGCGAUUCGCUGGACAGUUUCAGGGUUUGCGAAUUGGAAACAAAGGGUUUUCGUCUCAUUCGCGGACUCGAAUGCUUCCUCUGGUUGAAGCAAAGAAGCAAACAUUUUCUUCCUUUGACGAUUUAUUGACAAAUUCUGACAAACCUGUCCUGGUUGACUUCUAUGCAACUUGGUGUGGUCCAUGUCAAUUCAUGGCUCCUAUUCUUAAUGAAGUCAGUGCUUCAAUGAAGGAAAAGAUCCAAGUGGUGAAAAUUGAUACUGAGAAGUACCCAAGCAUCGCUGAUAAGUACAAAAUAGAAGCAUUGCCUACAUUCAUCAUAUUUAAGGAUGGGGAACCCCACGAUCGCUUUGAGGGUGCUUUGACUACAGACCAGCUCAUCCAACGGAUUGAAGGCUCACUAAAAGUUAAGCAGUAGCCUGUAGUUUUCAUGGUGAACCUUCUUUCCUCUUAUCAGUUAGACUGGGAAACUGAUCUAAUCAAACAAUUACAACUGGAAUACUGGAGCUCAUAGGAUAAUAGGAUAUGCAAGGUGAUCAUUUCACCAUCUUUUGAGUCACUGGUACUGUGUUUUGGAAACAUUGUUGAAAUUCAUUUAUGUAAUUGUAAAUUGUGCUGAUAAAUCAAACAAAACUAUUACAGAAUGCUUUGACUGCUACAGAUUUGCUUGGGAAUUGAAUUGUUCAUGAAAAAAAAAUAAUAAUAAUAACAAAAAAAAUAUGGUUUUGCUGUGA
Molecule: messenger RNA, 947 nt
Organism: Cornus florida
Lineage: Eukaryota; Viridiplantae; Streptophyta; Magnoliopsida; Cornales; Cornaceae
Product: thioredoxin Y1, chloroplastic
Exons: 5
Coding region: 113-631 (172 amino acids)
Cellular component (GO): cytoplasm
Molecular function (GO): protein-disulfide reductase activity; oxidoreductase activity, acting on a sulfur group of donors, disulfide as acceptor
Source: RefSeq, a predicted model, not a curated record